UUACCGAUCCCGUUGACGACGUUCUUUGACGGUUUACGACCACGUGCGCCAUGGUUUAUUUCCACAUCAUGAGACCACCAUGAAAACCGCUAAAAUCAGACCAGCUGGCGACGGCCGAUAAGCCACCAUAAUGGAGAUAAAUCGAAAAGUGCAUCGGUUCGUGAAAGGAUGCGCCAUCCGGACCAAUCUUCGCGUUGCCCCCAUGAAAAAGCUUCUGCGCAAGGACGAGCUUCAAAAGCGGCUAUAAAAGCCCGCACGAGACUCGUCCGCUUUCCAGUCACGUUUAGAGCCGUCUUUCCAGUGACGAAAAAAAAAGAAAAAAGAAAUACGAGAGGAGCUACUUGAAUUACGUGCGCUUAUCAAGCCGAUAAAAGGAGAGAGAGGAUCAGUCACGGAAUUUUUUUCAACAUUUGGAAAAGAGAUUCCUAUUAAAUAGAUAGACUCAAAAAAAUAUACUGCUAUAAAUAGCAUACUUCUGGAAUAACGGGUUCUUAUUUGCUUGAUUGUAUUUCGAUCUUUCUCUUCUCGUUUAUAAAUCUAUAUUCAAAAUUUAAUGAUUAAAUCAAAAAAAUUUUAAAUUUUGAUUUAUAUUUUACUCUUUUUCGCGCUUUGUCUCUUUUAAUCAUAUUAUCUGAUAUUAAUUACACCAAAGGUAUUCUCUGAUUAUCGAGAAUUGACAGAUUACCACGCGUAAAUUUUCGAUAAAGGCAGAUCUUUGAUUUCUGGUCGAGUUUUUCGCAAAUAUAGUGGCUUCCUAUAUAUUCGAUCUCUCUUCACUCUAUCCAUCGAGAUCGAUGAUCAAGGAUGAUGUUGGGCGAUCUGAGAAACAUUCGCGUGAUCACCGUCGUGGUAGUCUAUCUUAGCCUCUUGCUGGAUAAUGUCCUGUUGACGGUAGUUGUGCCGAUUAUUCCCGAUUAUCUGUGCACACUCGACGCGAACACGACUGCAAACGCCGAGAAGGACGAAAACGGUCGAGUGGGAUUACUAUUGAGCUCGAAGGCUCUCGUUCAAUUAAUUUUGAAUCCUGCCGUGGGCACUCUCACCGGCACCCUGGGCUACGCCAGACCCUUGUUCCUAGGAAAUCUGAGCCUCUUGCUGGCUGCUUUACUGUUCGCUUUUGGACAAACGUACGAGAUACUGUUCUUGGCUCGGAGUAUUCAAGGUAUAGCCUCGGCAUGUAUAGCCGUCUCCGGCAUGUCUCUGGUCGCCUCUCAAUAUUCCAAAGAGGACGAAAGAUCUAAGAUUAUGGGUUUCGUCCUCGGCAGCAUCGCUCUGGGCGUUCUCCUGGGUUAUCCGAUCGGUUCUGUGCUUUACGAUCUCGAGGGAAAGAUGGCACCUUUUCUAUUAGUGUCUUGCUUCAUCGUUGUAAUAAUUUGUUUGCAAAUCUUGAUGUUAGACGUUCAGACAAGUGAGUAUGAACCAAACGAGCAACAAAGUACGUGGAUGCAUUUAUUAUCUAAUCCACAUAUCCUCAUUAUCGCCGGUGCUAUCUGGUGUUCGACAUCGCCCAUGGCGAUAUUAGAGCCUUGUCUGCCCAUUUGGCUUCGGACCCACAUAAGACCCAAGAAAUGGCAACUGGGCACGGUAUUCAUACCGGACAGCGUGGGCUAUUUAAUCGGGACCAACUUCUUUGGCGUGAUAGCGUAUCGUUACGGACGUAGUAAAGUGGCGAUUCUGGCUGUGUUUGUGGUCGGCGUUAGCGCCAUUCUCAUUCCGUCAGCCAACACAAUGUCACAAUUGAUAUUCCCGCAUCUGGCAAUGGGUUUGGGCAUCGGCGUCGCCGAUGCAGCUCUCGUGCCGUUGCUGGCCAGUUUGGUGGACCGAAAUGGCAAUUACGGACCCGUUUACUCGAUUCAACAAGUAGCUGUCAGUUUAGCUUACUCCUUAGGGCCCAUCUUGGGCAGCGAAAUGAUCAGAGCUAUCGGAUUCCCAUGGGUAAUGCGAGUCGUGGGUAUCAUGAACAUUGCGUACUGUCCAUUGCUGAUAUACCUCACGUUAGAACGGAAAAAGUUGUUGACCAAGAAGGAAGAAAAAAAGGAUUACGAUACGUUUCAAAAAUCCAUCGCGCCCUACGAAAGAUUUCACGAUUCCGACGACGAUCUUUGACGAGAUAUUGCGUUCGUCGAUCAUUAGUUAAUUAUGACAAGCCAUUAUUCUCGUUUCAAUAGACAACCGCGUGGCGUUAAAUAUCGUUAAAUUCGCUUUUAGACACUUCGCGGGCUAGCGUCUAGUAAUGUUAUUGUGUCCCCAAUUAAGCGAGUCAUGCAGAACCGGGUCCUCGUUGUAACUGGUAAACCAAGUGAAUUAUUGAUGGAACAGCAUCCCCGAGACAGUCGUUCGUGGUACGGCGACGUUCCUCGGAUCGAAGAGCAGGAAUCCGCUGAAUCCGAGACACGGUGAAUACACGAGACGGACAAGAAACGCGCGCUUCCGAUGACGGAAAACGACGAUCGAUCGAUCGUACGACGCGACGCAGCCUCCUGAAAGCUUAUUAAUGCACUCAAUCUACAGCGAAAUUCAUUUACGUUGCAUUAAGGGUCUCGCCAUCUGCCACGGGCAUUGAGACCCGUCAUUAGUUUAGGUAGAUCGCAAUAGUACUUCAUCAACGAUCGUCUCACGAUCCUUUGUGUCCAAAAUCAAAUGCUACAAUUCUAAGAAAAAUUCGAGCGCAGAAUUUUGAAAAACGUAAUAAAUCUAAAAAUAAAUAAUUUAUUCGCAUCUGCAAACGUAGAUGAAGAAAUUCUACAAAAUUUUUGUACUCUUAAUAUUUGGAUCCCUUUUAUGUUUAAGUUAUAGUAUUCAAUUAUUCUGCUAAAAUAAUUUUAAUUGCACAUGCAAAAUUAGAGAGACAGAGAAACAUUUUACACAAAACAUACACAUACAUAUAUACAUAUAUAAUCUAUAUAUAUACGCUUUCUUUCUGAUAUAACAUUUCUCCGAGGAUUAUGAAAUUAUUCAUUACGAAAUAUAAACUUGCUCUUUCAUUUAUUGUUAUUUAUCGUUAGUGAACUUAUACACUGUACUUUGUUGUCGGUAUAUAAACUGAAUUGGAUCUUAUUCCCGAUCUAAAAUAUAAUUUUGUCCCAACCGUAUUAUCCGCUGAAUAACCUAAUGAUUUUUCGGUUUGUCCAAUAAAGAAACGUAAAUAUUGAUCGUAGGAAAGUUCAAACGUAUAGAUAAAUCCCGGUUGUUUUCCUCGAGAAAAUCGGAGGCAGUAACGUAAACAGGAUAAGAGAGAGGCGAUGGUACCGUCGAAGGGAUUUCUAAUCGGAGAACGUGGCGCAAGAAGAGACGAAAUGGGGCGUAACUUUGCGCCCUGGGGUUUAUUCGGUGAACAACGCCGAUCGUCAUUAGCAGGGGUGUUGGAUUAAUCGGGCCGCCGCCUCCGCCGCCGCAAGGGAAGCUAAAUGCGAUCCCGUAAAGGACGUACGUGCGUACGCACGCGGAUCUUUCUAAAAAUGAAGUGUCCCCUCCUUGGGAACUUUGUACACCAAUUUGUGGCACCCUGUUGAAUUAUUAAUAACGUACAAUUAAUCAAUUAAUCAAUGUUGAGUUACCGCUACGAAAUUGUAUGCCGUUGUAACAAAUAUUCUCUCUCUACCUUAUCAAUGUUUCAAUGUAAUCCUAAUUAUCCUCUACUCUGAAAAAAAAACGUCUAUUUCUGUUGCAAAGUAGAUAAUAAAACAGAU
Formica exsecta is the source of this 3689-nucleotide messenger RNA. Its product is annotated as synaptic vesicular amine transporter-like. The record is from RefSeq and is a predicted model, not a curated record. The transcript has 8 exons. NCBI's taxonomy places the organism in Eukaryota, Metazoa, Arthropoda, Insecta, Hymenoptera, Formicidae. Gene Ontology annotation, cellular component: terminal bouton; synaptic vesicle membrane. Gene Ontology annotation, biological process: aminergic neurotransmitter loading into synaptic vesicle; transmembrane transport. The coding region runs from base 805 to 2106 and encodes 433 amino acids. Gene Ontology annotation, molecular function: serotonin:sodium:chloride symporter activity.